AUUCCUUUUCUCUGAGGACAGACGAUCCCAUAAAUGCAUAAUCCUCUUCAUCAUUUCUCCAUAACCAUACACCUUUAUUUCCAGCUCUUCUGCACCAAACCGCAAUCUCCAACUUCUCUCAAAUCACUACUACUAUUGAUAAUAAUCUACAGAACAAAGAGUUUCAAUUCUCGAAUUUAUGGGUUAUCUAUCAUGUAAAGCCGAAUCAGCCAUUUCAGUCUCCAAUUCAAGCAGUCCCAGAAAAGCCAACCAAACCAAGAAUGAUCAAGAGAGAGAGAAGCCCAUCAAAAUCCAAGAAUUCAACUACAGUGAUCUCGAAGCCGCCACCGAUGGGUUCUCCGACCAGAAGCUCCUGGGGAGAGGCAGCCAUGGGCUUGUCUACAAAGGGGUCCUGCGAACCGGGCGUUUGGUGGCCAUUAAGAAGUCCUCAAGAGGCUCCACUCCGAAGCUAUUGCCCUCCUAUGCCGCCGACAACUCUAACGAGGUCGAAAACGAAAUCCAUAUUUUGUCCAGAUUACAGAGCCCCAGGCUCGUGAAUCUUGUCGGGUUCACCAACGAUGAUUCCCGCGACCGCCUUUUGGUCGUGGAGUUUAUGGCUAAUGGGACUUUGUACGAUGUUCUCCACUCUAAUCCUCGCCCGCCCACUUGGGGGAGAAGGCUUAAAUUCGCAUUGCAAAUUGCAAAAGCAGUUGAGACCCUUCAUUCCUUGAGUCCUCCUGUGAUUCACCGCGAUAUUAAGUCCGCUAAUGUGUUGAUAGACCGUAGUUUCAAUGCUAGGUUGGGCGAUUUCGGGUUGGCUCUGAGAUGCCAUGGAGAUGAUUAUAGGUUAAGAUCCACCCCGCCCGCGGGGACCAUGGGUUAUUUGGAUCCGUGUUAUGUGACCCCAGACAAUUUGAGUACCAAGACUGAUGUUUUCAGCUUUGGGAUUUUGUUAUUGGAGAUUAUAAGCGGGAGGAAGGCUAUUGAUGUGGCGUAUUCGCCGCCUUCCGUGGUGGAUUGGGCAAUUCCCUUGAUUAGGAGAGGGAAAUUGUUGGCGAUUUUCGACCCGAGGAUCCCGCCCCCUAAGGAUCCUCUGGUGAGGAAGCAGUUGGGGGUCGUGGCGGCCAAAUGUGUGAGGUCUUGUAGGGAGAGGAGGCCGAGUAUGAAGGAGGUUGGGGAGUGUCUAAGCGAGUUGAGUAAAUUGGUUCCUUUGCAUUCUUGGAAUGGUUUUACCAAUCCUUGCAUGAUGGUUGAGGCCGUGGGAGUGGGAAGGCCCGUGGAGUCGAUGGCGCCCUUAAGGAAUUCGCAUAGAGUUAACUCCGACUUGGGGUAUCGAAGCAAUUUGAUGGAUUUAAUGGCGGGAGUUGAUGAGGCGUCUGAUUUUCGAGGAGAUGAUGAUAGGCUUAAGCGGAAGUUCAAGUCCUCAAGCAGGAGUUCUAGUUUGAGAUAUGAAAAUGGCAAGUUCAUUGGUAGCAGAAGCAAUCAGUCUUUGAUUCGGGGCAACGAUAAAGGUCACGUUUAACAUUUGAGGAGAAACCCAUCGUUUGGCAAGAGCUUCGAGGAAUGUUUCAAUUCCUAGUGCUCUGGAUGCUAAAUAAAGGUAAUGACAAUUGUUGGGCGAAGGCAACAGGUGGCUAGGGGAUUGUUGGGCGUCCCUGCCUCUUGAAAACGUGGCGGUAUAAGAAAA
Ipomoea triloba (trilobed morning glory) is the source of this 1666-nucleotide messenger RNA. RefSeq names its product serine/threonine-protein kinase-like protein At3g51990. Lineage: Eukaryota; Viridiplantae; Streptophyta; Magnoliopsida; Solanales; Convolvulaceae. Gene Ontology annotation, molecular function: protein kinase activity; ATP binding. Bases 179 to 1501 code for a protein of 440 amino acids. Gene Ontology annotation, biological process: protein phosphorylation. The record is from RefSeq and is a predicted model, not a curated record. The transcript is spliced from 2 exons. Gene Ontology annotation, cellular component: plasma membrane.